This is a messenger RNA of Chenopodium quinoa (quinoa), 699 nucleotides long. RefSeq lists its product as uncharacterized. The transcript has 3 exons. Lineage: Eukaryota; Viridiplantae; Streptophyta; Magnoliopsida; Caryophyllales; Amaranthaceae. The record is from RefSeq and is a predicted model, not a curated record. Bases 1 to 435 code for a protein of 144 amino acids.
AUGUUAAGAGGACAAAACAAGAAUGUUAAUCAUGACGUUCUCAGAUAUUUGAGUAAUGUUGCUAAAAUCAAGGAUUUAAAUUGGUCGAAGUUUAUCCUUGAUUCUCUUGUGAAGGCGAAGAUCAAAUGGGAUGAGCUUCCUACUCGCUACUUUCCAGGAUCUUUAUUAUUUCUUAUGCUUUUAUAUGUUGAUCAUUUUGUCAUUGAGGAAGUUAGAGCGAAACGAGAAACUCCUGUUCUCAAAGGCUGGACAACGAAUAUGUUGUCUAGCCGUGAGAAAUUGAAAAUUUUUAAGGGGAGGCUUGGAAUUUUCGAUAAAAAUCUGAAGGUUGUUGGUCCUUCUGGCAGCAAACAACCAAAAAUGGAAACAUCUGUUCCAACUGUUCCACAAACUAAUGAAGAUGUUGAAGUAGAUCCAAAGAAGGUAUUUAUAUGAUUUUUAAUGUAGAUCUAAUAUUAAUUUAUUUUGUUGUUUAAUGACAUCCAUUCUAACUCAAUGUUCUGAAUUCUAUUCUGUGAAGUUUGGUUGGCAAAAUUGGGUUGUGGAGUAUCAGCAACAGUUGAAUAAUGAUGCAAUGUGGCACUCUAUUAUGGCGCAUCAAUGGAGUAGAAAUCAGCAAAAAAUUAAUUGCUCAUUUGACAAAUGAGCAAAUAUUUUACCAUUGAUUUUUUAUUUAUGUUUUUUUAAUUUAGACUUUUG